CACCGCUGCAUCGUCACUUCCAUCACGACACAGCAGGGCUCCACCCCCCGAAAGACAUGUCUGCUGAAGUUAUGACUAAACCGAGAUUCGUUAUUCAUAUGCGGCAACCUCUGCUAUGUACCACCGCUCCACAUCCACAUCCUCCACCAGACACUGUACAUCCACCAUCGAGAAGCCAUACAACAACGCCUCCCCACUCUCCCCACCUCCAUGCUCCCCGCCCCUGCCCGAGAUACACAACCUUUGUCUUUGACACAUCCCCCAUUAGAAGAAAACCGCGCUUUGGUGCCGCCAUGCCAUGCAGUCGUGACUCGUAAGCUGCGUAACAUCGUUAUGGUGGGUAUCUAUCAUGCAUGACACGAACAAUUGGCCUGGACAUAGACCUGGGAAGAAAACAAUGCUGAACCGAAACGCUCCAACGAAUGAGCCGAGGCUAGGCGGCAUGGAAAAUUUUACAAG
Didymella exigua CBS 183.55 is the source of this 459-nucleotide messenger RNA. RefSeq lists its product as uncharacterized. Bases 57 to 317 code for a protein of 86 amino acids. The record is from RefSeq and is a predicted model, not a curated record. NCBI's taxonomy places the organism in Eukaryota, Fungi, Ascomycota, Dothideomycetes, Pleosporales, Didymellaceae. The transcript has a single exon.